AUUACGUCUUAAUUUGGUAACAUGACGUCCGCGACCUUAAAUGACGAAUUAUUGACGUCGUAUUAACGUCACCUUGCUACCUGGGAUGGUUCAUUAGGUCAAAAAUGUAUGGGAGCUGUUCUGAGUGGUAAAAAACCAGUCAUAAUAGAUACUGUUUACGGAGCUUAUUUCACCGACUUUGGAACGAUGCUCGGCGAUAAACGCAUCGACAUUCAUAAGAAUGACAGCAUAGUCAUAGAUGGUAAAAUAUAUGUGGGGACGCCUGGUCUGUAUGAAUUAAUUUUCAUGAAAAUGCCCAACAUGUACACGAAUAAUGACCUGCAGAAUUAUAAAAACAUUCUAUUGGCGACAAAUGCAUAUAGACGCGGGCAUAUUGCACAUAAUCAAGUAAUGGGCAACAAAGGGUCUAAAUAUAAAAAUAUAAUUGCGCCCUUAGAAACAGACGCAAAAGUUGGACAAGGUAUGACCGAGCGCUAUUACAUUAACAGUGAUAACAAGAUCGAUUCUGUUCAUUGGGAUGAUCCCAACGAGCUUGUGGAUCGCCUUCGAUUGCUCGAGCCCUCACAUCAGGCAGGGCACAAUGCUCACGACAACGAGAUUCUAUCAAUUAUUGAGGAACUUCGCGAGGCUGGUCUUAUUGUAAAUUAAAACUGCAUGAAAUCAUUUAGUCAACAUCGAAAUGUCAAUCAACAAGUUUGGAACAUCGCUUGGAAGAGGUGGUGCGGAACCAUACUAUCAAUGGAGCGGAUUAGUCAGAAAUUAUGUGCGCGAUAACACUCUUUGCAUAGCUGCCACCGAUUUUGAUGCAAAGUUGCGCAAGAUUCGACGUGUAGCGCUGCCUGUAGACGAUAGUGAUGCUGAAACCACCCAGCGGGGGCACAGAGACCGAGGAGCAGCGGAGCAAGCCAGAGGGUGCAGCCGAGCUGCGAGGAGCAGUGACUUCGACCCCGACGACCACAGGGAACGGAGCACUGUACGAGCAUCCAGCGUGCGUCUAAGAAGGUUGGGCGAAGCAAAGUCCUACACAGAUAACAAAUAGCGCGUUAAAAGUUUCACAUUUUAUUUAAUGAUUAAUAUAUCAUUUUUUAUUUUAUUCAUAAUACAUAGUUUAUUCGUUAAAUUCUUAGUUUAUCAAAACAUUUGCGAGGAACGAAAGGAAUUGCGACAUAUCAAAAAAGGCGUAAUUAAAAUUGCGUUAAUAUUAUUAUUUUUUUAUAUAAACUGGUGAGAAGUUAAGUAUCGCGUAUUAAUUGUUCUGUUACAUCUAGCAAGCGUUAAGCGUAAAGUUUACUGCAUGAUUAUUAUUUCUAAGCGCAAAGUUUUACUGCGUGAUUCUUAUUUCAUUCUUAGGAGACGUAAAGUCCGAAGAGUAUUAUUUUUUCUAAAGGCGUUAAGCAUGCCGAAGCUGUCAAAACAGCUAGUAAUCUAUUAUUUUACGUUAGCCUUUGGUAUAUUAUUUCGUUUAAAUAUCUCAUUCGUUAUAUCAUAUGCAUAUUGUAUGUUUUUCAUUAUCCUAUAAUCUAAAUUAGCAUUAAGUUAGUUUUAAGUCAUUCUGAGCAUCCUGCAACUAAGUCAGCAUAAGGUGUAGGUGGUGGCACUACAUAGUGUAGAUGCCGGAGCAGGCUGCAAGCCUGUAGAAAGUUUAUAAUGUUAGCUUAAAGGUACUUUUAAGUGCCAUAACCGCACUUUUCGGUGCGAAGGUCUAUUCCAUAAACCAAGCGUGUCCGAUUGGCUGGAGCGCCAGUGGAGGGGAGCGCCAGCGACGAUACUACCACAGCGCAGAACAAUUGGCCAAGGCACGAGAGUGGGAGUGACGCAGGAGCCUGCACGCGACGCUACGAGCCGAUUGGGCGAGACCUCCGCAGGGAAGCGCAGCUGAGCGCUGAUUGGCUGUUACAACGUGAGCGCGCACGGCGGCCCGCCGGCGUAUAUAAGGAGGCGCAGCGGCGUCUCGAAAGCUUUUCGAUCCCAGACACCGUAUGGGUAAGAUCUCCGCGACAUAUUGUAUUCGCGAUAACAAAGAGAGAAUCGAUUAAGUUCCGCGGAAGUGCGACCGCGUAACCAAACUGCGUAAAACCGCCGAAUGCGAGUAGGCGCGUUUCGGAAAGUCAUUUUCAGAUAGUCACGACCGUGAUUCAUGGCAAUUGCGUAAACGAAUGUGAACAAGCAUCGCGUUCGGGAACUGUAAAUAGAAUAUUUACGGGAAAGAGCGAGGAGAUGUACACGACUGUGAUUAGGCGACGCGUACGGGAGUUUGUGAAUAUAUAUUUAAGUGUUUGGUUUGAAAUAAAUUUUAUUUUGUGUUUGAAAAACAAUACGAACAGACUGUUGUUGACCUACUUACCAAGUACUUACCUGCAUGUGAUCCGAGACGUCAUAUCCUGGGAUAACCUGUAAAAAAGAAGUUCUGUUAAAAAUCUGGGAGCGAGGGGUAAAUCGUUUUACGAGCAUAUACUUACCUGGUGGAACCUGGCGACCUGGGGAGUCCUGAGUGAUCCAGCGACGGCAGCAGCAGCACCUGAAAAUAAAAGAGAAAUUAAUAAAAAUGAAAAUAAUCCACUCACGUGACAGAGUGAUUAAUAAAUCAAACAUAAGUUACUUAUCUUGGGAGCGGAUACUACGUUCCGACGGCAGCUUGAGGGAAGGCAGACACGUCUCGACGGCGGUGAAUCCUUGCUUCUUGAAAGGUGAAAGGAGCUGGCGACCAGGCAGAGACGCGAAUCAAGGUCUUCCGAAAGGUUUGUGAUUCACUUUCCAAAGCGUAUUUCUUUCCUAUCACGUUAAAAUCAAUCACAAUGCAACCAAUAAACGAUACGUACAGCAGACCGUGAAAAUUUUAAAGGAUCGACAGGAUGAAAUUGAGAGGAAGAUUGAGACACUCCAAAAUAGAGUAGAAAUUACAGCUCAUAUGCUAAACGAGUUUCAAAGACAGCUCGACGCGGUGACCUAUCGUGCAGAGUAAAAAAGUCGAUACAUCGAAUAUAUAUGCCAUUUGUAUAUUACACUCCAAGCAUGUCUGAGAAACAAUUGCUGGUUGAGGAGUUGCAUGCUCCGGCGAGAAGAAAUUUUCCUCGAAGACGUGUCAUAGUUUGCGGAUACGAUGACCUGUGGCAGGCGGAUGUGGUUGAGAUGCGUCCUUACACGCGAUUUAACCGAGGUUAUCACCAAAGAGGAUCAGAUAGAGUGGAAGCUGGCCGUAUCCGCGAUUUGCGCCAUCUAGCAGUUCGGAGACCUACUACGUGCAAUCCUCUCUCUCUCACAAAGCUUUGCUCUCUCACUCUUUCAAGGGCCUCAAGAUAACCACCUUUAACAGUUACGCUUUGUCGUUUGCAGCAAGUUGACUGACAGAAAAUUACAUUGUGAUAAAUAAAAAAAAUGACCCUGCGGUGCUACGUAAAAUAUUGCAAACAAAAUAGUAAACUUAAUAAAGAUGUAUCCUUUUUUCAACAGCCGACAAAUUCUGAACUGCAAAAGAAAUGGCAGGAAUUUGCUGGUGUACAAGGGAAUCCUCCAAAUCACCUCCGUAUUUGUUCGGAUCAUUUUGAAUCAAAUUGUAUUAGGAAAAAAUAUCCAAGGCCGCUGCUUGUUCGUGGAGCGAUGCCUAUCAUUAAACCUCAUCGCAAGUCUCCAUCACCACCAGUUAUCAAAUAUCACAAGGACAAAAUGGAGAUUUAUAGAUCGGCCCUUGAAGGAGAUUGUUUCCAUCCAUCAAAGAGAGUGGUUUUGGAUAUACAAAGAGCAAUUGUAGAACAACCAACAACAAUUAACAUUGAAACCAACGAUAACAUCAAGAUUGUGCUAUCAGGUAAAAAAAAGGUAAAAAGUGAAAAGGAAAGUUGAAUUUUUUAUCAGCUAUCUUAAUUCCGACAAUUGUACAUAGAAUCUUAUCCACUGAUUUCCACAUUCCGAUAAUUGCACAUAUUUUGUAAUACGUCAUAUUGUUGAAAUAAAUAACAAAGUAUAU
Messenger RNA from Monomorium pharaonis (pharaoh ant), 3964 nucleotides. RefSeq lists its product as uncharacterized. NCBI's taxonomy places the organism in Eukaryota, Metazoa, Arthropoda, Insecta, Hymenoptera, Formicidae. The coding region runs from base 3376 to 3840 and encodes 154 amino acids. Gene Ontology annotation, molecular function: sequence-specific DNA binding. The transcript has 3 exons. The record is from RefSeq and is a predicted model, not a curated record.